This is a messenger RNA of Rhododendron vialii, 1254 nucleotides long. RefSeq lists its product as uncharacterized. The transcript has 9 exons. Gene Ontology annotation, cellular component: membrane. The record is from RefSeq and is a predicted model, not a curated record. Gene Ontology annotation, biological process: response to oxidative stress; mitochondrial respiratory chain complex I assembly. NCBI's taxonomy places the organism in Eukaryota, Viridiplantae, Streptophyta, Magnoliopsida, Ericales, Ericaceae. The coding region runs from base 372 to 839 and encodes 155 amino acids.
AAGCCUAAAUUCUUUCCGAUUCUUCCCGAUGAGAUACUAAAUAGUUUUUAAUUAGUACGAAAUGCCAUCUUGAACAAAUUUUCAAUCAGCUAUACAAUGUGAACAAUCCAGAUCACUGGAAAAACGAAUAGUAUUACGCAAAUUUCCGAUUAUCUGAUUCUGGUCGGAACUUUUUGAGUCAAGAACUUCUGAUUACUCUUCUUUCUUCUGCGAUGAAAACGUACCCACCCACUUGAAUCGAAGUUUAGAAGAAGAAGAAGAAGAAGACAUGUCGAAGCUGUGGAAGAGGAUUGCUGGGUUGCUCGGGAACCGAGCAAUGGCCGGGGUCGACAAAGCAGGGAAUCGAUACUUCGCCAGAACCGAACAGAUGGAUGGCGUCAGUAAUGAAAGAGAAAAGAUGGGUGGUUUUUAAAGGAGAGGAGGAUCCAACAUCUAUUCCAGUUGAAUGGAUAUGUUGGCUGAAUGGGCAGCGAAAAAAAGCUCCAACACUAGAGGAAAUGAUGGAGCUUGAGGCAAAACGUGAACGCGUUAGACUUAAUGUUGCUCUUCUCAGGAAGGAAGAAGAGGAAAGAAGAUCCAAAGAAGGCAUUAGACCCAGAGCCACCAGUACCGGUAAAGUUGGAGGUCCAGACUUGAGAAGUUUCAUUCAGCAAUUUCCAGCUGAUUCUAAAGGUGACACAGUUGGUGAAACUUCUGGUGCAAUGGAUGGCAUGAGGAACUCCGAAGAAUCAGAGACUGACAAAGAAGUCCCAUCUGAACAAAAACGACAGCCAGAGUCUUCAGAACCAACGGGAACGGGCGCAUCCUUCAGACCGGGAACAUGGCAACCACCAACAUGAUUACUAGCUGAUAUCAAUGUGCUUCGCCAACAUUGGUCCUCACACUGGAGUGUAUUACUUGCUUGUUUGGAACUCAUAUCCCGUAAACCAGAUUCAACUCACAGACGAUAUUAGACAACGUUAAAUGAAGAUUAUGGUGUGGCAAAUGUGCGGCAGUUAACAUUCUUUAUCUCCGUCAAUUGAAUCGAGUUUUUCCAAGAACUAGGCGACAUUAUGCGGAAAUAUUUGAUGGAGAAAAUAUCAUUUUCACGGUAAUAUCAAAAUUUUCCGGAAUUUGUGUUCUUCUGGAAGAGGAGGUUAUUGUAUUUUGAGUAGUUCGAUAUUGAUGGCUUUUGUCUUCCACUUUUGGAAAGCAGCCUGUAAGUUUUGAAGUUCUUUUCCCGUCAUCAAAUGCAAAUGCCAACUUUGCUGAAAG